Molecule: messenger RNA, 2559 nt
Organism: Anopheles coustani
Lineage: Eukaryota; Metazoa; Arthropoda; Insecta; Diptera; Culicidae
Exons: 5
Coding region: 290-2293 (667 amino acids)
Source: RefSeq, a predicted model, not a curated record
CAAAAAUAUCGCUGGUUGAGCAAAGUUAUUAAAAUUAAAGUUCGUAGUUUUGAGCUGCAUCGCUUCCCGCUGGCGCUGGACGAAAAAUGUCCAGCGCACGAAAUUAAAAGCGGCCGACAACGAACGAACAGCACUGCGUGCACGGGUCGAUAAGAAAAAAUACUACACGGUUGUCAUUGCUCGGAGCAGCAGUUUUGUAACGCGCUGUUCGUGCACACAACAGUGGAAUUCGUGAAUAAGCGCGGAUAAGUACACUGCUGCUGGAGAAUAAUUAUUAAAAAGCGUUUAAAUGAUGUGGAAACUAUUGAAUCAGUUUCCUGUGCCGCUCGAGCUGAAGGAUGGCAUCAUUUAUUGCCAGCGGGCUCUGCGGGACUGUGUGGUGCAGCACCAGAAUUUGGCUUCCAAAAUCAAUAAACUGCCAAAGCAUCAGCGCAUCAAAGUAAAAGAGUUACUGCUCGAGCUCGAGGAAGAAAUGUUGGAGAUCGGUGACGAACAGGACACUCUGGUGCGCUCGUUGUCCCAGCGCCUGCAAGCAUUCCGAGCUUACGUCCAGCAAAAGACGAACGUGAAUAUCACCGAUGACAUAGCGAACGGUUACGUGACGCGUGUGCUUCAUUACCACAAUGAAACGACCGGUCCGAUUGCAACCCCGGCGAGCUGUUCGAAUCGGCUUUCCGCCAACGAACUAGCCCAGAAAUACUGUUUGGAGAACAUUGCGAAACUGGAAAAGUUUAUCAACGACGACAAUGCCAACUUUGCCCCGUGGAGUACCGGUACGUCCCAUGAGCAGCGGGCAGAGGAGAAAAAGUCUAAAAAAAUAGACACAAAAACCAUAAAGGCGAAGGCAAACUUAUCAUGCUCCUCGUCCUCAACGUCUCCAUCGCCAAUGACGACGUCCGGUAGCCGAUCGCUUCUGAAACCGAAGCAGGAACGUUUCCCACAGGGGUCCACCACCAGUGAACCAUCCUCCAAGGAUGCCUCUGAGCCACGGGCUUUCGCCAGCGUUAUCAAGUCCGAAGAAAGUACGAACGUUAAGGUCACGGAAGUGAAAAAUGAACCGAGUAGCAACCAAGCAACCACUGCCAUGUUGAUUAAGAACGAACCAGAGCCAACGGAAGACAAGCCGGAGCCACAGAAGCUUUACACCCAAACCGGUAAGCGUUCCUGGAUGCCCGGGCUGCGGGGUCGUCCGCCAAAGGGGGUGAAGUAUAUUCCGGCUGCCAAGCAUGCCCUUCAGGCGGCCCAGCGUGAAAACUAUCUCAGAAGAAUGCAACAGGCGAUGUUGGGUGUGAAACAACGGGGUAGACCGCCGAAGAUGCCAAUUAUGCUUCCGUCACCGCCGCCAGAACCCGAACCGGAGCAGCACGACUCUUCGGAGGAACAGUCAGGUUCGAGCUCAUUCGGACGGCCAUCGGUGGCAGUCCGGCGUGGCCGCAGCAAUCUGCAGAUGGCGCUGAACAGACUAAAGCGCCUACCGGACGGUGAAAAUACGGAAACCUUCAUCAAUAGAACGGCGACGGAAAUAGCGAAAAAAUCGAAACCAACCACCGGCGGUAAGCAAGGUUCAUCCGGAUCGUCCGGUUCGUCGCCCAGUUCACGCUCCUCCACACCGACCCUGUCACAGGCGCGGCUUGCCGCAUCCGAUGAUUCUUCUGAUCGGCGCUGCGAUAUGGCGCCGCCCGAAUCGCCUCCCACCAGAGAACCGGAAGUGCCGCCACCGAACGAUAUCUGGGAGUUGGGUAUGAAAGCGUUGUUGAACUACUUCGGCCUGUGCACCCCCGAGGAGGCGAAGGCACGCCGUGAGCGAAGGCAGGAGCGCAAACGACGCAGCUGCUACAGCACGGAACGAAAAGAUUUCCAUUACGGCCGGUUGGAUUAUUACGAGCAGCAGCAGUUACAGGCCGCUGUUCGCACCAGCAAACGGCCAAACCAACGUCCGAUCCUUUACUCACCUCCCGUCGCAGUAGUGAAGAAGCGGAAACAUCAAAUGGGGGCAGUUGCGGGGGCGGUGGCACUUGCCAGCAGCAACGCGCGCCAACGUCCUCCUCCCAUGCCCUGUCGACUUUCACUCGACUCAAGGGACAUUUUUGCAGCCAUGGCCAGAAGGAGCUGCUUCGUGUGCAACAAAACCGGAUCCACCAUUGAGCUUAGCGCGUGUACGAAUUGUUGCAACAUUUACCACAUCAGCUGCCACCGAAAUGAAGCUGAAAGCGAUUUACAACUGUUCCAGCUUCGAGACAAUCUCUGCCCCGUUUGCCUUACAGCCGAAUGUGGGGACGAUGGGGAUAAGUAGGAAGCUCAACAGAAUUUUGUAUUUGGAUUUUUUUCCCGUUUCAUUGCGGCUCAUGAAAACGUUGUUAGUUUUAUGCAAGUGUGGUUUUCACUUUGAAUUGUUAAUUUUUUAACAUUCGUCCGAGUAUCAUACUCGACUCAAGAAUCGCUAAUUAAUCCUAUGUAUUUCCUUCAGAAAACGAUAAUGAUGAGGAUAUUAAACGUGAUACACAUAAUCCAUUCAAUAAUUGAAAAUAAAGUCCAUAAGAGCAACCCAGUCUCAACAGA